AGAAAAUCAAAACAAACACACAAGGCAAGCAAAAGCAGUGAUGCAGUCGUGUUGUAAAUUUUGAAGAAAAAGUUCAAAAUUCUGUGAUUUUGUUUAAUCAUUCUUGAUUAUGUCCAAAGAUUAGUGUUAGUUGCGUGUUUUAGUGUUACUUCCGAAUGGCAAUACAAGUGUUACGGUCCAAAUUCGUUCCAACCCGCCAAACCAAUCGAUUCGCAGCGUUCGGCUUUGUUUUGAUUUGAUUCCGUAAAAAAAAUAAUCCCCAAGUUUCCCUGACUUGAGCCAUAUUUGGAUUAGCUGUGGGAUUGAGUCGGUGAAUCACACAAUCCGACGAGAUGCCAUUUCGGGACUGGAAAAUCGUUCGGGUUUUGGCCGGAAUCGCGAUGCGAAUCUGGGCCGCGUCCGGAGCUGCCCUGCUGGCCGCCUUCGUCAUGUACAUCGUGUACGGCGGCUUCUUUGCCUUUCUGCUGCUUCUGUUUGCCGUUUCCGGAAUUUUGUACCACGCGCAGGACAAUCUGCUGUACCAUCCGGAUUUGCCGGCCAACUCGCGGAUAUUCGUGCCGGUUCCGUCGAUGCACGGGCUGCCGUACGAAACGCUGCACCUGAAGACCCGCGAGGGCGUCUCGCUGCACGCUUUCUGGAUUCGCCAUCCGGGUGACAAGGGUCGGUACGUUCCGACGAUCGUGUAUUUUCACGGCAACGCCGGAAACAUGGGCCAUCGGUUGCAGAAUGCCGGCGGGUUCUUCCACACGCUUCAGUGCAACGUGCUGAUGGUGGAGUACCGUGGGUACGGCCUGUCCGACGGAGCGCCCAGCGAGCGGGGCUUCUUCCUGGACGCGAAAACCAUUCUCGAUCAUCUGUUCAGCCGGCACGACCUGGACCACAGCCAAAUCGUGGUGUUUGGUCGUUCGCUGGGUGGUGCCGUGGCCAUCGAUCUCGCCGCGGACGCCGUGUACGGUUCCAAGCUGAUGGGCCUAAUCGUGGAGAACACUUUCACGAGCAUUCCGGACAUGGCCGUGGAGUUGAUUCAUCCGUGCGUCCAGUAUCUGCCGCUGUGCUGCUACCGGAACAAAUUUCUGUCCGUGCACAAGAUCCAGUUUGUGUCGGCACCGACGCUGUUCGUUUCCGGCCUGGCCGACACCCUAGUGCCUCCGAAGAUGAUGACGAUGCUGCACACGCGCUGCGGAAGUACCCGGAAGAACAUGCUGCAGAUUGUGGGCGGAUCGCACAACGACACGUGGGCCAUCAGCGGGUGAGUGGGAUUGAUGGAAAUUUGUUCAAUGAUUUACGUCUGUUUGUCUGUGAUUUUUGAGUGGUUUUGACAACUGAAGAGCAAUAUCAUAAAAAAGCUCUAUCAUAAAAUCAAAUUCAUUAUGCCGCGACAUAGACGGAGCGUUGAAUAACAUAGUUAGAUGCACUCUAGGUACUUGACUUUCCCGUCGUCGGUGUUAGGGAAGCGUCAAUUCUCUGCAUUUUGAAAACAUUCGAUAGGUUAUAAAAGAGGUUUGGAUUGUCACACAAUUCACACACUUUGAACGCCUAGAACCGUGUAGGAACAGAGACUACCAGUCCAGUGGUUCUCAACCUUACUUCCAUUUCCCCUUGGCUGGUCGAUUACUGGUUGACUGGUCUCCUCUACCGGAUGUUGUUCUGGACGACCAGCGGACGUUGCAGGUUUCGCACGGGCAGAGGCGAUUACAGAAAAAAUAAGGAUCUCUUGUUUUGUAUUCGGUA
This is a messenger RNA of Culex pipiens pallens (northern house mosquito), 1731 nucleotides long. Its product is annotated as protein ABHD13-like. The transcript has 2 exons. NCBI's taxonomy places the organism in Eukaryota, Metazoa, Arthropoda, Insecta, Diptera, Culicidae. Gene Ontology annotation, cellular component: membrane. The coding region runs from base 333 to 1253 and encodes 306 amino acids. Gene Ontology annotation, molecular function: palmitoyl-(protein) hydrolase activity. The record is from RefSeq and is a predicted model, not a curated record.